AUGUUCAAUUGGAGAGAAGAACGUAUCACCAUAUCCCAAGUGGCAAUUUUCGAGUGGUGGAUUCCCCAAGUCGAACAUGAGACGACCAAACAUCAGGGUCAAGACGAGCACCGAAUUGCACCCGAAUUCCUUGGCCAUCUCAACGAAAAUGGCCGGGUCAUUGGCUUUCUCAUGGAGCAGGUUGUUGGAGACUAUGCUUCCCUGGAUGAUCUGCCUGCUUGUGAGACCACGUUGCGGAGGCUGCACACCAUGGGUCUGGUUCAUGGAGACGUGAAGCGCUUCAACUUUGUGGUGGAUCGCUCGACAGGCCAAGCGAGGAUUAUUGACUUUGAACAUGCUGAGCCAUAUGAUGAGGAGAAGGCGCAACUGGAACUGGAACAAUUGAGGGCAGAGCCGUCUGAGACGACGGGAAGAGGAACAGCCACGACAAUAGUAAAAGGCGUGAGCGUGAUUGAUGUGACUCCUGUUCCUUACCCGUGGGCAAUGGACUAA
Messenger RNA from Fusarium falciforme, 492 nucleotides. Its product is annotated as Protein kinase domain-containing protein. The record is from RefSeq and is a predicted model, not a curated record. The transcript has a single exon. Gene Ontology annotation, molecular function: ATP binding; protein kinase activity. Gene Ontology annotation, biological process: protein phosphorylation. Bases 1 to 492 code for a protein of 163 amino acids. NCBI's taxonomy places the organism in Eukaryota, Fungi, Ascomycota, Sordariomycetes, Hypocreales, Nectriaceae.